GGCUAUAUCACAGGCUAAAUAAGUAAAUAUUGCAGCUCUCGACAAAAAAAAGUUUAUUUUCAAAGUUCAAAAGUGACGGCAAGACAAAGUUGAACAAAAAUAAAGUCAAAGAAGGCAGAAGCCGAACCUUUAAUGACAAAGGCAACAAAUUCUCUGCUGUUUUAACUCCUGAAGACAUACUCCACGCAAGACAGAGAUCUUCGUGCUUAGCUGACCAUAUUCUGCAAGCUGAAUCUCACACAGAUAAAAAAUUUCAAACCAGACCAAUUCACCUUUGAGGAUUCAUGGGUAGCUUUAAUAUUGAAACUAUCAUCUCAAUCUUCCUCUCUUCAGUACUCAUCUGCUUUACCUCCCUUCAAUUCUUUCCACCAGCUCAAGCAGCAAGCUACCUCACACCUCAUCAGCCUCUCACCGCCGGCAACACCCUGGUCUCCGACGGUGGGAUCUUCGAGCUCGGCUUCUUCAAGCCAGGCAGCUCAAACAGAAGCUAUGUGGGUAUAUGGUACUGCAACUCUGGAGGCAACAGAAUUGUCUGGGUUGCUAACCGAGACUCACCAAUCUCUGACUCCUCAGGCACGCUCGGCAUCGCCGCAGAUGGCAAUCUCGUCAUGCUCGACGGAAAUAAGAACAUUCUGUGGUCAUCCAACAUCUCCUCAACUUCAAAUAGUAACAUAACAGCCAAGCUGCUUGACACCGGCAACUUAAAGCUUAACAACCCCAGUGGGAGGCUAUGGCAGAGCUUUGACCACCCAACUGACACAUAUCUCCCUGGCAUGAGAGUUGGGCUUGAUCUCCGAACCAACAAGAAUCAGGUGCUCACCGCCUGGAGGAGCCGCGACGACCCGGCUCCAGGCAGAUUUUCCUUGGGCCAUGACCCAACCAGGUCGACACAGCUCUUCGUAUGGGAGGACGGCUUACCGCGGUGGCGCUCCGGUAUGUGGAAUGGCCAGGUGUUUAUUGGGGUUGAAAGCAUGAUCUACGCCUACUCCUAUGGCUUCAAAUUAAGCAACAUUGAUGAGGAGCAGAAGAUGUAUUACUACAUCAAUUCCAACAGCUUUCAAUACUGGGUUCUAACUCCAGAAGGCAUUCACAGGCACUUCAGACGGAAUGGGGACGGCUUCUCCUGGAGCCAAUUUUGGGCAGCACCAGUUGCUGUGUGUGACGAGUACAAUAAAUGUGGAAAUAAUGGCGGUUGCAACAAUGGGAAGACACCUAUCUGCGACUGCUUGACUGGAUUUGUACCAAGAUCAAGUGGUCAAUGGAAGAGUGGCAACUGGAUUGUGGGGUGUGUAAGGAGGACGAAGCUGGCAUGCCAUAGGAAUGAAAGUACUGGGGGCAAGGAAAACAAGCCUGAUCAAUUUUAUUUGAUGCAAGGAAUGAAGCUGCCAGAUUUGGCAAUCAUUAUUCACAUUGCUUUGGAUUUGACCACUUGCCAAGCAGAAUGUAUGAGGAAUUGCUCUUGCAUUGCUUUUAGUUUUGUGACAGGGAUUGGGUGUCUGACAUGGGGAGAAGAAAUGAUGGACAUUCAGAUCUUUUCCAAAGGCGGAAACGACUUAUAUAUCCGUCUCGCAGGUUCAGAAUUUCGCCAUGAAAUUGGAAAAAUUAUCAUGAUCGUAACAUUAGUUGCAGUUUUCAGUUUUGGUUCUCUUGGAUGCGUCUUCUUAUUGUGGAAGUACAAAAAAAGAAUAAAAGGUUCAUUACGCAAUGACAUUGUUCUCCACAAAGUUUGUAUUAAUCAGAAUAUAUAUGUACUGAUAUCACCUCUUCAAAUCUGUCCAGAACACUUUAAGCAGAGGAGCCAGCAAGAAGAAAUGACAGCGUUUUUUGGUUCAACAGAGGUUCAAGAGGAAGCGAAAGAUGCAAAGCAAUAUGAAUUACGUUCUUUUAGUUUGCGUGAUAUGGUUGCAGCAACAGACAACUUUUCUUAUGAAAAUCUGCUCGGUGAAGGAGGCUUUGGUCCUGUUUACAAGGGGAUGUUGCCCGGGGGCCAACAGAUAGCUGUUAAAAGACUUUCUAAGGAUUCCACUCAAGGCAUGGAGGAAUUCAAGAAUGAGGUCAAACUAAUUUCAAAAUUACAGCACUCGAACCUGGUGAGAUUACAAGGUUUCUGCAUCCAAGGAGAAGAUAUGAUGCUAAUUUACGAGUACAUGGUUAACGGAAGCUUGGAAGCUUUUCUUUCUGGUUCAAGUAGAAGAGAACAGCUGGAAUGGCAGACGAGAUAUAAUAUCAUUGAAGCAAUUGCUCGAGGACUCCUCUACCUUCAUCGAGACUCGCGUCUAGGAGUCAUUCAUCGCGACUUGAAAGCAAGCAACAUUUUAUUGGACGAGGAGAUGAACCCAAAAAUUUCAGACUUUGGCAUCGCAAGAAUAUUUGGAAAGGAUAGCAAUGAAGCAAAAACAAAACGAGUAAUUGGAACAUAUGGCUACAUGUCACCAGAGUAUGCCAUGCAAGGACUAUUCUCCAUAAAAUCUGAUGUUUAUAGCUUUGGAGUAUUACUCCUAGAGAUUAUCAGUGGAAAGAGGAACAGCACAUACCAACACCCUGAAUCGUAUCUACACCUCCUACCAUAUGCUUGGAAGCUAUGGAAUGAGAAUAAUGAGAUGGAGCUAGUAGAUCCAUUAAUAAGAGACUCGUGCCAGAUGAAAGAAGUAUCCAGAUGCAUCAAUGUGGGUCUCCUAUGUGUUCAGGAUCAAGCUACAGAUCGGCCAACUAUGUCUUCAGUAGUCAAGAUGUUAGAGUUGAGAACCACUACACAUCUCGUGCCAAGGGAACCAAUAUUUGCCUUGGGUAAAAGCCCAAACAAGAGAAAAUCACCAAAUCCCAGUCAAGAGGAAGCCAGUAAUGAUGUUUCAAUCACUCUAUUGACAGGUCGAACAUAGUUUUUAUUCUUUUUAAAGUAGAUUAGACUUGAUAUGUACCGGUUUUGAAAUGGAUUCAUCGAGGAUGGAAACACUUGAAGAGAAAGAAAAGUAGGAUAAGACAUUUUAAUCA
Messenger RNA from Dendrobium catenatum, 2991 nucleotides. Its product is annotated as G-type lectin S-receptor-like serine/threonine-protein kinase B120. The record is from RefSeq and is a predicted model, not a curated record. The transcript has 6 exons. Gene Ontology annotation, molecular function: ATP binding; protein serine/threonine kinase activity. Lineage: Eukaryota; Viridiplantae; Streptophyta; Magnoliopsida; Asparagales; Orchidaceae. Gene Ontology annotation, biological process: recognition of pollen; protein phosphorylation. Bases 285 to 2879 code for a protein of 864 amino acids.